AUGGUGACUGUGACUCGGGGAGAACAAGUUCAUCUUUUACAAGUCCCACUUGAUUUAACAAAUGAAAAUUUCGAUUUUUCAGAUUACGUCAACCCAAGUACCCUUGGGUUUUGUCCAGUUGGCAUCGACGCAGACAUUUCAAUGCUUUCAAAGUCGUUUAGCGGAGAGAUGAAACAAACAAACAACUAUUCAGACUUACUUGAAAUACUUAAUCAAAUCAAUUCAUUUUCGAAGAGUGGAGUAGAUGCUCGUGUCUGUGUUUUAACAGAAAAUGUCGUGUCUUCCGAAAUUUCGUUUGUUACGGAGUCUAAUUUUUCAUAUCCGACGCACUUCGUGUUAUUCGCAAAUGAGAUCGGGGCGAUCAAACAAAUAUCGAAAAUAGUUGAACAGACUGGGGGAUCAUUUCAUCAGUGGAACUAUGAAAAUGUAUAUCAAGUCUUUUUAAAGGACCUGUUUGAUAGACUGUUGUGUGUGCGAACGCGGGGAGGGAAGAGGUUGGUGGUAGUCAAACAUGAAACGGUCACGCCAGAAUUUACUGACGAACAGUAUAAUACAGUGAACGCAAUGCCAAGUUCAACUCCAUUUACACAUUUCUAUUUUAAACUCAAAUUUGGGAAGUUGUAUAACUUGAACUAUUUCCAGGUGAUAAUUGAAGACGUACUCCUCUGUGGCGGAGAGGCUAUUCCAUACACCCGAAUCGAAACUGUCAAAGUUGGUUCAACGAAAGACACCCUCAGGUUCUUCGACAAUUAUCCACUUUCACUUGCACUGAAUGCUGUGCUCCACCUCCAGCACGAAGAAGCAACACACGUCAUUCAAAAUGCAAUUAAAUACAAUGCUGUUUGUAAGCAGCACACAGUCGUUAAAGAGUUGAACAGAGUCCUUCCAGUAAUUAUCAACAGUGGUUUGUAUGCAAAAGAAGGGACACUCUCUGAAAUGUCGAGGUACUUGUUGCUUCGACAUUCGGAACUCUACGGGAUGGAUGUGUUCUUUCCUAAGAUGUUGGUCUUCACAUCUCUCUGUUCUGUUGUAGAGAAGCAAGACAAAAAGAGUUUGGAGGAACUCAAGAAGAUGGACGCUGCUGUUGUUCUGUUUCCGUGCCAACGUGUUCUAUUAGUGAUAUACAGUAAGAGGAUUGUUAAGCCAGGAAUUCCACUUCGAGACAAUUUGAAGAAGGUCACACACCUUCUAGCAGACAUCUACAAGUUCAAUAAAUUUGACCAACGAAGACCCCAGCGAUACGUUGUGUGCGACUUCUUAAUUGACGACCCAGCGCUGAGAAUGUACAUUCAAUGA
This is a messenger RNA of Entamoeba invadens IP1, 1296 nucleotides long. RefSeq lists its product as hypothetical. The transcript has a single exon. The record is from RefSeq and is a predicted model, not a curated record. Bases 1 to 1296 code for a protein of 431 amino acids. NCBI's taxonomy places the organism in Eukaryota, Evosea, Mastigamoebida, Endamoebidae.